CAUUCUGACUUGAGCUACCAUUCUAGCUAACACCAUAGAGCUAGGCCUACGAGUAGUUAGAAUCUGCUGAUGUAAAAAGUCCGACCAUUCUCAAUAUCGGUGUACUCAGACUAAACAACAGGACACCGUCACUUUGGUCAUAAAUUCCCUAUUGAACCGUAAGGUAGUCUACGUUGCUCAACUAUGGCACGAUUGCUAAGUUGCUUGGUGAUGGUGCUGAUGACCAUGCAGGGAGCCGUCCCAAGUUCCGCUGAACGUCUCUGCACCUGCAAGAGGGGGGUUUGGAGACACGUCGACGGGUUACUGAAGCACGCAUCAGUCGGUCGGGCUGGCAUGUGGGGUGUCAAUAGUGGCGACAACAUCUUUUACAGGGUGGGAAGCUACGACGACGAAACGAAUACAGGCGACUCAUGGGUGCAACUUGAUGGUGCACUGAAACAAGUUGAUGUUGGGCGUGAUGUAGUAUGGGGAGUUAACAGUGACGAUGGCAUUUUCUACCGACAAGGCAUAACCGCUGGCACACCGGUCGGGACGGGCUGGGUUUUAGUAGAGGGAUUGUUAAAGCACGUCAGUGUCAGUCAAAAGGGGCAUGUUUGGGGAGUAAACGCCGGGGACGACAUUUAUCAUCGUAUCGGGGCAUCCAACUGCAAUGUUCGCGGUAACUCGUGGCUACAAAUCGGGGGGUUGUUGAAGCAAAUAUCGGUGGGUAGUGGGGGCGUAUGGGGCGUCAACUCCGGUGAUAACAUUUUCUACAGGCGAGGAACUUUUGGUGAUCCUGACUCGGAUACCGAUGGUGAUGGCUGGACACACGUAAGUGGAAAGCUGAAGUACAUCAGUUCUUCGGAUAUGAUCUACGGAGUUAAUUCUGGCGAUGCCAUCUUCUAUCGUCAAGGAGUAUCUGCCGGUACACCGACAGGUACGGGGUGGCAAAUCAUACCGGGGGCAUUGAAGCAGGUCGAAUCCCUGUCACUUGCUGUGUGGGGGGUCAACGCUGCAGACAACAUUUUUGUGAAAGAGAACGAUGAUUAGAAAUGAGUCUGGGGGAAUUCUGUAAGAUGUCUCAGCAAAACCACUGAACUCAUAAUUUAAUAAUCGAGUUCCAUUCCAUUGCAGUUCACAUCAGAUGAUCAUAUUGAAAGCACUACUCUCAUAAUUGAUAGUCGACAAUAACAAAUGGUUGUUGAAUUAAGUGUAACAGCCAAACGCAUACAAUGUAGUAGUCUUAAGAUACCUUAAUAUUGGAUAUUGUUACCUUUCUGUGAACUGAUCAGUUCUUGUAUUGUACUAUUAUUUUUACAGCAAGAGUAUGGAAUUUAAAUGAACAAAUACAUGUUACGAUUUUAAAGGGUCUAUGGAACUUUUGUAGGACAAAAAACACAAUGUCCACAGAUUUACACUAAACUUACACAGUUUGA
Messenger RNA from Asterias rubens (European starfish), 1415 nucleotides. Its product is annotated as lectin L6-like. The transcript has 3 exons. NCBI's taxonomy places the organism in Eukaryota, Metazoa, Echinodermata, Asteroidea, Forcipulatida, Asteriidae. The record is from RefSeq and is a predicted model, not a curated record. Bases 184 to 1029 code for a protein of 281 amino acids.